Messenger RNA from Nothobranchius furzeri (turquoise killifish), 2725 nucleotides. RefSeq names its product platelet derived growth factor c (gene pdgfc). Gene Ontology annotation, cellular component: membrane. Gene Ontology annotation, molecular function: platelet-derived growth factor receptor binding; growth factor activity. Gene Ontology annotation, biological process: positive regulation of phosphatidylinositol 3-kinase/protein kinase B signal transduction; positive regulation of protein autophosphorylation; positive regulation of cell population proliferation. The record is from RefSeq and is a predicted model, not a curated record. NCBI's taxonomy places the organism in Eukaryota, Metazoa, Chordata, Actinopteri, Cyprinodontiformes, Nothobranchiidae.
UUAACAUCAGGGGAGUUUCCUGGCUGAGAAGUUGUGCUUUAUGCACAGCACCUGUUGUGCCGUCAGUUGCCAGUCUCCAAAAACCCAACCCUGUCCGUCCGCGCAGCGAUAUUUUACCUCCGUCUCCAAGUUAUGAGUCUAGACUGCGCCAGACAACAGUACUCCGCUGCGGAUGGUUUUUGGGCACAGACUGGUAUCAAGUUGCGGGACUCCCUUGCCGACUCAGUGUGAGAUUUCUCUUUAAUGCAUGCAGAUCUGCUGGGAGCAGAACGCACAUCGGGCGCGCGCGCUUAAGCCAAAAUGUGUCUCUGUAUUUCUGACCAUUUCGUGCCAUAAAUGAUACGCGUGCAUAAAGGCGAUUUUCCAACCAAGUCCAGCUGGAUUUGAACCGCUUAAACUUUGGUCAACUCAACAAGUAUCCACGUUAGAGCCAACAGGUGCGCACUUGCACUGCGCAGCAGAGGCAGUUUUGGAGGCUCAGCAGAAGCUUUGUUUCAGUUCAUCACUUUAAACAGUUCUAUUUUUGAUUUUUGUUUUUGUGCGGACGAACUGAUGCUUAAGAUCAUGUGGAUUUUACCCAACGCUCAUCUUUCCCAAGUGCGUUCAAAACAGCCCCUGUGUCCUGCGAACGACGCAUGCUUGUGCUGAUGCAAACCCACUCUGUGUGCAGCGCUUUGUAAUCGCCAACUACCACUCAUCCAAAUGAUCCUUCCAUUAAUAUUCCUUCUUGCAUCGCUUCUCCAACACUACGGCGCGGAGGCUGAAUCGAGUCAUGUCAGCAAAUUCCUCCUUCCAAGCGUAAAGGAGAAAAACGGAGUGCAAGAUUCAGCUCAGGAAAAAGUCUUAACAGUGUCUGGAGAAGGAAUGGUCCACAGUCCAGACUUCCCACACACUUAUCCACGGAAUACUGUGUUAGUCUGGAGACUGGUGGCAGCCAGCAACAUGAGAAUUCAGCUUACAUUUGAUGAGAGGUUUGGUCUGGAGGACCCUGAAGAUGGAAUAUGCAAGUAUGACUUUGUGGAAAUAGAGGAUCCAACUGAGAAGACACUCCUGGGCCGAUGGUGUGGGUCACAGCCUGGAACAGAGAGUCACAAAUCCAAAGGGAAUCAGAUCAUUAUCCGUUUCAUCUCGGAUGAGUAUUUCCCCUCAGAGCCGGGAUUCUGCAUCCACUACUCCCCUCUGCCUGUGAGUAUAUCAGAGCCAGAAGUCCCUGCGCUCCCACCACCAUCCCUGCAGGGUGUUGAGGAGCUGUCAGAGGCUGUGGCAGGGCUGAGUACUGUGGAGGAGGUCAUGAAAUACCUGGAACCAGAACGAUGGCAGCUGGACAUGGAGGAGCUGUACAAGCCCACAUGGCAGGUUCUAGGGAAAUCCUUCAUUCUUAACAAGAAGGCAAGAGGAGGUGCUGAUCUCAACCUGCUGAGGGAAGAAGUCCGACUGUACAGCUGCACACCACGCAACUAUUCUGUAUCCUUGAGAGAAGAGCUGAAACGGACUGAUGUCAUUUUCUGGCCCAGCUGCCUCCUUGUGAAGCGUUGUGGGGGAAACUGUGCCUGCUGCUCUCACCACUGCUACGACUGUCAGUGUGUCCCUGCCCGGGUUGCAAAGAAAUACCAUGAGGUUUUACUGUUGAAACAUCGAGGUGGUGGGCGAGGCCUGCUGAAGUCCAUGACUGACGUCCCCUUGGAGCACCAUGAGGAGUGUUCCUGUGUGUGUAAAGAUGACUAGAACUGACCUCAGACAUGCCAAACAGUUGUUAAUGGAAAGCACAUGGGACAUUAGGAAUGAGCCUUUGCUGCUGUUCUGUACCUCAUCCACUUCCUCUGGGAGCUAACAAGAUUCUUCCUUCAUACUGUUGUCCUUUCAGUAAUUGGAUGAAGCAGAACAGACGGGAAUCUAAUAAAUCUUCUGAAUGGAUGCGGCCAUGGUGGAAUACCAAUAGUGUGCUUGGGAUGCAUUUUAGAGUGACUAAAAUUCACUGAAGCAGAUGUGGACUAUUACCUAUGAGUUCUAUUUUUCAGCUCAAGGCGUUUGCCUCCUACUUUUUUAAAGAUCAGUUGGUGUGGGCUGACUCUGUCAUAUACUGUACAAUGGAAGCUCAUAUUUUCAAGUAGUGUUUGAUGUCCAUAAGUGAGCUGACUCCAUCGGCUUUAAUUCCCCAGCUUUUUGUAUUUUUAUCACCGACGCAAAGAGAGGUGCUGUUUAUGAGUAGUUUAUCUUUGCUUUCUUCAUUUUUUCUCUUUGCUAUGGAUUUAAUCAGAGGCACAAAGCAUCUGCUUAAGACUGCAUUAUGUGUAAAUAUUUUAUUUUCGCAUGUCUUUUAUACCAUUGUGCCUUUUCAAGCAAAGAUUCUCAAGGAGAAAAAGUUGCACAGUGAGUCAGUUCUUUGGAUAAAACGUCUUCCUUUGAUUUGUCUUUGCAAUGUUGAAUUUGCUUGUGUCAGGAAUGCCGAGCAUCAAGCGAUUUUUGCUAAAUGAUUGUUCAUAAUAUUUAUUUGUUUCAUGAAAGGGAAUUCAGAUCCACUGAGCUUUGUUUGAUAUAUAUUUUUUUUUUUGCUGUACAGUAGUUUUAGCGUGCGUUUCUCCACUUUUAGCCAACUUUUCAUUUCAUCAUGGAUGUUUUCAAUUUUUUUGUACACCAAAGCUAUUUAUAAGAACCUUUGGAACAACUGUUUGUGUAUGUUGUUGUAAUGAAUGCAAUAAUUAAAAAUAUUCCAUUUCUACCCUGA